CGCACAAACACCACAGAAGAAGAAGAAGCGGCUUCGGGAAGGUCGGACAGCAAGAUGGCGGCCUCCGCAGUGCGAGCUAUCGGCUCUAACCUCAGUAAAAACCUGCGCGAAAUUCGCCUUCAUUUCUGUCAGACUUCAGCUGCCAGUCAGGGGGCGAGGGAUUUUGUACAGCAGCACUAUGUGACCCUGAAGAAGGCGAAUCCCGAGUUUCCCAUCCUGAUCCGAGAAUGUUCCGGUGUUCAGCCCCGACUGUGGGCGAGAUACGCGCUCGGUAAAGAGCAGAGCGUUCCUCUGGACAACAUGAGCGCUGAUCAGGUGGCUAAAGUUCUGGAGAACGCCGUCAACGUGAAGGCCUGAGACGUGUUCUUCAUCCUCCUCUAAACUCUGUGUGUGUGUGUGUGUGUGUGUGUGUGUGUGUGUGUGUGUGUACCUGUAAUUAAAGUGUUGUGGUUUAAUAAAUCUGUCUCAUUAAA
Pangasianodon hypophthalmus (striped catfish) is the source of this 473-nucleotide messenger RNA. It is a transcript of the gene ndufa2, whose product is annotated as NADH:ubiquinone oxidoreductase subunit A2. NCBI's taxonomy places the organism in Eukaryota, Metazoa, Chordata, Actinopteri, Siluriformes, Pangasiidae. The transcript is spliced from 3 exons. The record is from RefSeq and is a predicted model, not a curated record. The coding region runs from base 55 to 357 and encodes 100 amino acids.